Molecule: messenger RNA, 703 nt
Organism: Mustela lutreola (European mink)
Lineage: Eukaryota; Metazoa; Chordata; Mammalia; Carnivora; Mustelidae
Gene: MYL11
Product: myosin light chain 11
Exons: 7
Coding region: 106-618 (170 amino acids)
Biological process (GO): skeletal muscle tissue development
Cellular component (GO): cytoplasm
Molecular function (GO): calcium ion binding
Source: RefSeq, a predicted model, not a curated record
GAGGGCUCCCUGGGGCAGGACUAUAUAACCCCAGAGGGACAGGCACAGGCUGACUCUGCUCCUUUCCAGCCAGAGCCACAGCCUUGCCCCCAGGAGACUGAAGACAUGGCACCCAAGAAGGCCAAGAGAAGGGCAGUGGCAGAAGGCGGAAGCUCCAAUGUCUUCUCCAUGUUUGACCAGACUCAGAUCCAGGAGUUCAAGGAGGCCUUCACGGUAAUCGACCAGAACCGGGAUGGCAUUAUUGACAAGGAGGAUCUGCGGGACACCUUCGCAGCCAUGGGGCGCCUCAAUGUGAAGAAUGAGGAGCUAGACGCCAUGAUGAAGGAAGCCAGUGGUCCCAUCAACUUCACCGUCUUCCUGACCAUGUUUGGGGAGAAGCUCAAAGGUGCCGACCCUGAGGAUGUGAUCACUGGCGCCUUCAAGGUCCUGGACCCUGAGGGGAAGGGCACCAUCAAGAAGCAGUUCCUGGAGGAAUUGCUCACCACGCAGUGUGACCGCUUCUCCCAGGAAGAGAUCAGGAACAUGUGGGCAGCCUUCCCCCCCGACGUGGGAGGCAACGUAGACUACAAGAACAUCUGCUACGUCAUCACGCAUGGUGACGCCAAGGACCAGGAGUAGGGGACCCUGUUAGGCCUCCGCUGGCCAAUGCCUUGCAGCCACCCGAUCCCGACUCUAAUAAAACUAAACUGGUCUCUGUUUCUUA